This is a messenger RNA of Mercenaria mercenaria, 5835 nucleotides long. RefSeq names its product multiple epidermal growth factor-like domains protein 6. Gene Ontology annotation, molecular function: scavenger receptor activity. Bases 47 to 4393 code for a protein of 1448 amino acids. NCBI's taxonomy places the organism in Eukaryota, Metazoa, Mollusca, Bivalvia, Venerida, Veneridae. The transcript has 5 exons. The record is from RefSeq and is a predicted model, not a curated record.
CAGAUAUUAGUGCACUGCUUCAUCUGUAAGAGUUGAUGUUGUAACGAUGCCUCGUGUCAUCAUAUAUGUGACUACUUUUGUAGUUUUAAUGUACACUUGUGCAUGCCAGUCUUGUGAAAGGGGCUUUUGGGGUACUAGUUGCCAGAACCCAUGCGAAAUCAACUGCGGAAACGAUGGCUGCGAUAAACUGACAGGAGUAUGCAAAGGCUGUGACGGGAGAUAUUGGGAUUAUUAUUGUCAAGCGAAAUGUCCUGAAAAUUGCAGCGGAACCUGUAGGCAGCCUACCGGUUAUUGUUAUAAUUGUAUAGAUGGCUUGUAUGGUAAAUCGUGUAAUCAGACAUGCUCUAAAAAUUGUUCAAUUUGUUCCAUUUCCACCGGUAAGUGUUACAAGUGCAAGGAUGGUUUCUGGGGAGAAGAAUGCGUUAACAAAUGUGUUGAAAAUUGUCAGUUUUGCUCAGCAUCAGAUGGUAAAUGUUUGGGCUGUGUUGCUGGUUUCUGGGGCAAACUGUGCACAGAAAGUUGUUUGAGUGAAAAUUGUGACAUAUGUGAUGGAACAACAGGUGAAUGUCAAGUUUGUUCUGCUGGACACUGGGGAGAUACAUGCCAAACAAAUUGUGGACACUGCCUAUCAGGAAAAUGCUCUAAGACAGAUGGCCGAUGUGACGUUUGUAUUGACGGAUUUGCUGGUAUAAACUGCUCUACCACUUGUCAUGUGCAAAAUUGUUCAAGCUCAUUAUGUAAUAUAAACGGCCAUAAAUGUUAUAGCUGUAAGGCAGGCUAUUGGGGAAUAUUUUGUGAAAAUGUUUGUAGUGGUAGCUGUUCCUCGAAUUGCAAUAAGACAACAGGUGAAUGUAAAGGAUGUGUUACCGGAAAAUGGGGAUCAUUUUGCGACAAAUCCUGUCCAGCAGAUUGUUCAAGUAGCUGUCAAAAGGAAACUGGAGAAUGUGACAGAUGUAUCACAGGAAAAUGGGGAUUGGUUUGCAAUGAGAGCUGUUCAGUAGGUUGCUCAAGUAGCUGCCAAAAAGAAACUGGGGAAUGUGAUGGAUGUAUCACAGGAAUAUGGGGAUUAGUUUGCAAUGAGAGCUGUUCAGUAGGUUGCUCAAGUAGCUGCCAAAAAGAAACUGGGGAAUGUGACGGAUGUAUCACAGGAAAAUGGGGAUUAGUUUGCAAUGAGAGCUGUUCAGUAGGUUGCUCAAGUAGCUGCCAAAAAGAAACUGGGGAAUGUGACGGAUGUAUCACAGGAAAAUGGGGAUUAGUUUGCAAUGAGAGCUGUUCAGUAGGUUGCUCAAGUAGCUGCCAAAAAGAAACUGGGGAAUGUGACGGAUGUAUCACAGGGAAGUGGGGAUCGCUCUGCGACGAACCGUGUCCAACAAACUGUUCAAGCAGUUGCAAUAAAGGUACUGGAGAAUGCACUGGUUGCAUUACCGGAACAUGGGGACCAUUUUGUGAGAAAACAUGUGACAAACGUUGUUACAGCACAUGCAAUAAGAUAAAUGGUGAAUGUUCUUCGUGUCCAAACUUCUUUUGGGGACCAUUUUGCGAAAAUCAUUGUCCUUCCGAGUGUCCUAGUAGUUGUGAUAGAAUAAAAGGUAGAUGCACCUAUUGUCGAAGCGGUAUUUGGGGUACAUAUUGUAACCAUACGUGCGACGGUAAUUGUUCUUGUCAUAUAUCAACUGGAAGGUGCCAAAAUUGCUUUCAAGGUUCAUGGGGAUUAUCAUGUGACAAAACGUGUCUGAAGAACUGUUCAACAGUCUUUGAAAGGAGAAUCGGAGCUUGUUCAUCUUGCAAACAAGGGAUGUGGGGGCAAAAUUGUUCAUACACUUGUAAUAAAAACUGUCUUUCCGAUUGUAACAUUCUAAAUGGCACAUGUUCAAAAUGCGUUUCAGGGUUUUGGGGGGCAUAUUGCCGAGGAAAAUGUGACUUAAAUUGCAAGAGUGAAUGUAACAAGGAGACUGGGGAAUGUAAAACAUGUGACACCGCCAAAUUGGGAAUGUUUUGUGAGAAUAAAUGCAACUGCAAUUGCGAUAAAGCCAAUGGGCACUGCCAAUCUUGUACGUCUGGACAUUGGGGUAUAUCAUGUCUAAAGAAGUGUUCUGAAAAUUGCUCUAAUGCAUGCUAUCAGACAACAGGAGAAUGCAGCUCUUGCAUAAUAGGAAAAUGGGGAUCAUUUUGCAACAAAACCUGUUCUGCAGGUUGUUCAGGUAGUUGCCAAAAGGACACAGGAAAAUGUAGCGGAUGUAUCACAGGAAAAUGGGGAUUAUUUUGCAACAAAACCUGUUCUGCAGGUUGCUCAAGUAGUUGCCAAAAAGUUACUGGAGAAUGUGACAGAUGUAUCACAGGAAAAUGGGGAUUAGUUUGCAAUGGGAGCUGUUCAGUAGGUUGUUCAAGUAGUUGCCAAAAAGAAACUGGAGAAUGUGACGGAUGUAUCACAGGAAAAUGGGGAUUAGUUUGCAAUGAGAGCUGUUCAGAAGGUUGUUCAAGUAGUUGCCAAAAAGAAACUGGAGAAUGUGACAGAUGUAUCACAGGGAAGUGGGGAUCGCUUUGCGACGACCCGUGCUCAACAAACUGUUCAAGCAGUUGCAAUAAAGGUACUGGAGAAUGCACUGGUUGCAUUACCGGAACAUGGGGACCAUUUUGUGAGAAAACAUGUGACAAACGUUGUUACAGCACAUGCAAUAAGCUAAAUGGUGAAUGCUCUUCGUGUCCAAACUUGUUUUGGGGACCAUUUUGCGAAAAUCAUUGUCCUUCCGAGUGUCCUAGUAGUUGUGAUAGAAUAAAAGGUACAUGUACCUAUUGUCGAAGCGGUAAUUGGGGUACAUAUUGUAAACGUCCGUGUGACAGUAAUUGUUCUUGUCAUAUAUCAACUGGAAGGUGUGUACAUUGCUUUCAAGUUUCAUGGGGAUUAUCUUGUGACAAAAUGUGUCCGAAAAACUGUUCAACAGGCUGUGAAAGGAGAAUCGGAGCUUGUUCAUCUUGCAAACAAGGGAUGUGGGGGCAAAAUUGUUCAUACACUUGUAAUAAAAACUGUCUUUCCAAUUGCAACAUCCUAAACGGCACAUGUUCAAAAUGCUUUUCAGGGUUUUGGGGGCCAUAUUGCCGAAGAAAAUGUGACUUAAAUUGCAAGAGUGAAUGUAACAAGGACACAGGAGAAUGUAGCGGAUGUAUCACAGGAAAAUGGGGAUCAUUUUGCAACAAAACGUGUUCUGCAGGUUGUUCAAGUAGUUGCCAAAAAGAUACUGGAAAAUGUGACAAUUGUAUCACAGGGAAGUGGGGAUCGCUUUGCGACGAACCGUGCUCAACAAACUGUUCAAGCAGUUGCAAUAAAGAUACUGGAGAAUGCACUGGUUGCAUUACCGGAACAUGGGGACCAUUUUGUGAGAAAACAUGUGACAAACGUUGUUACAGCACUUGCAGUAAGAUAAAUGGUGAAUGCUCUUCGUGUCCAAACUUGUUUUGGGGACCAUUUUGCGAAAACCAUUGUCCUUCCGAUUGUCCUAGUAGUUGUGACAGAAUAAAAGGUACAUGUACCUAUUGUCGAAGCGGUAUGUUUGGUACAAAUUGUAACCAAACAUGCGACGGUAAUUGUUCUUGUCAUAUAUCAACUGGAAGGUGUGUACAUUGCUUUCAAGGUUCAUGGGGAAUAUCUUGUGACCAAACGUGCCCGAAGAACUGUUCAGUCGGCUGUGAAAGAAGAAUGGGAACUUGUUCAUCUUGCAAACGAGGGAUGUGGGGAAACAAUUGUUCACACACUUGCAAUAAAAACUGUCUUUAUGAUUGUAACAUUCUAAACGGCACAUGCUCAAAAUGCUUUUCAGGGUUUUGGGGGUCAAAGUGCCAAGAAAAAUGUAACUUAAAUUGCAAGGAUAUAUGUGACAAGGAAACUGGAGAAUGUAAAACGUGUGACACUGGAAAAUGGGGAAAGUAUUGUGAGAAUGAAUGCAACUGUGAAUGCGAUAAAGCCAAUGGUCAUUGCCAUUCUUGUACGUCUGGACAUUGGGGUCUAUCUUGUCUAAAAAAUUGUUCUGAAAAUUGUUCUGUUGCAUGCUAUCAGACAUCAGAAGAAUGCAAAUCGUGCACAACAGGAAACUGGGGGACACUUUGUGAAAGUAUGUGUCCUGAAUACUGCGACGGAAGAUGCGAAAUGAAAACAGGACAUUGUCUUUCAUGUAAGAAAAACCAUUGGGGUGAAAAGUGUGAGCAUAAUUGUACUGAUAGAUAUUGUGAGAGUUGCUCUAAAACAAAUGGAACAUGCGUGAAGUGUGAUCUGUCUAAGUGGGGAAACACAUGCAACAAAAUCUGCCCAGUAAAUUGUGAUGGACAAUGUGACUUUAGAAACGGAAAAUGUUUGUCAUGCAAACAAGGAUUUUGGGGCACAUCAUGUCAGUUUACAUGAGGCAAUACCUAUUGUAAGCGAUGUAAUGAAAUAACGGGAAAAUGUGAGCUUUGUGUAACUGGGAGAUGGGGAGAAAACUGUGAUGUCUUGUGCCCGGAAAGAUGCGAAGAAGGUUGUACCCGGGAAUUAGGAAGCUGCUUGUCAUGCAAACCGAACUUCUGGGGCGAGGCUUGUAACAAAGCAUGUUCGUCUUCCAGAUGUCAUAAUUGUCUUCAGGAAUCAGGCAAAUGUCUAUCUUGUGACUUUUUAUCAUGGGGAGAAAGCUGUGAAAAUUCUUGCAAUGACAAUUGCCUUCUUGGCUGUGCAGUACGAACUGGUAACUGUAAAGGCUGUAAACCAGGAUACUGGGACAAUCACUGCGAAAAUGUUUGUAAUAUUGCUAAUUGCGAAAGAUGUAACCAGAGCACAGGGAAAUGUCAUAAAUGUACGCCGACAUUUUGGGGACAAAAUUGUCAGCUAAAAUGCAUAAACGACAGUUGUAUGGAGUGUGAUAAGAAUGAUGGAUACUGUACAUUAUGUAAAGAUGGCUACUGGGGACUUACAUGCGAUUCGAAAUGUCAACAAGGCUGCCAUUGUUGUAAUGUGCAUAGUGGUGUAUGUGAGCCAUCGAGAUGUCUGGUACUCAGUGAUGAUUCCUCUGUUAUGGCGACCAAUAACAAUGUCGAAGCGGAGAUUCACCUGCCGACAAUAGGCGUGGCAGUUGCAGUAUCUGCUGUAAUUCUAAUGUGUGGUUUUGGUGUGUUCUUCUUUAUUACUCGCAGAUUGGAUAAAGCACGUGUUCAAGAAAUGCAAAAAGGGAAGAUUGUGGAUUUCAGUGAAGGGAGUACGGAAAUGGUGCAAACUGAAAAUACAGAUUCGGCGAUGGAUGAAUCUUCAUACGAAACAUUGGCAGUAACUUCGGGUACUGACUUACAACAUACCCGGGAAAUCGAGUUGUCUCGCUUCAACUAAAAAGGCUGACCUACUCUAAACAAAACUGUGUUUCUGAUAAAGUGUAAUCACUGGAUCCAGCUACAUUUGUACAAAAUAAACUCCUGUGCACUUCUGUCUUAUUAGGUCAUAUUUCAUCUGUGUAUAUAGACUCUUAUUUCAGUUUGUACUAUUUUCUUUAUGCAUAAAAUGUUAGCAUUUGUAUUUUUGAUGGAGUUUGCAUUCUUGCCAUUUGAAAGUUAAAUAUUUUUUCUUGUAAGUGUUAUUACUUACUACUUGUACCUGCGGAAUACAAGUUUUCAUUGUAAAAUAAAUGAAAAUAGUCAUGCCAUUAGAAACUAUUUUUAUAUUCUAUAAUAAUUAAAGGAGUACUUUAAAAUGCUAAUUUGCAAUUUAAACAAUGAUCCUUGGUAAAUCGUUUGAAAAGAAAUGAAGACAACUGAAGACAACUUCUCUAAAACAUUAUUGAAGGCUUAGCUGACUCGGUACUUUUUUAUACCACAAAAAAAGAA